AUGGUUUCGUUACAACAUUGGUCUAUAUUAUGCCGUUUAGUUGGUUCCAGUGUGAAAAUCAAUCAAAACUUUAUCCGGCAUGCACGGGUUAUUCCAAUUCCGGAUCCUAUGCCUUAUACAACAGCUAUAUGGCGAAAACGAUAUCCAUACAGACAUCGAGGACAAUUUGAGGUACAUCAUGAUGAGACAUACACGAAAGAUAUGGAACUUAAAACAUUAGCAGAAAGGAAAAAAGAAUAUAAUCCAAAUCCUUUAAAUGUGAAAAGUGUCAAUAUUGGUGUUCCCCACAUUCCCAUUAACGAAAAACUGCGCAAAGAAGAACAUAAAAAACGUAUAGCACACUAUACUGCUCAACGAGAACGUGCUGAUUUAAAAAAACAACAUUAUGAUGGCACACUACAAUUGCCAUUAGACGAAGUUCGACAAGAUUUUGUCAAUAGUUCUAUAGCUCGUCUAACAGUUCAUACGAUAGCGGAACAUUAUAAUAUUUAUCAAGAUUUAUUUAAACAUGGCUAUUUUAUACCACAAAUUAUGUUAAAUAUAGUUUAUCCAUAUCAGAAUGAUGAAGUCACACCUGUUUUUUCAGGAAACAGACUCUAUGCUAAAGAUGCUAGUAAAAAACCGUUUGUUGAAUUCACUAGUCCGAAUGAAACAGAUUUAUUUACAUUGGUCUUUACAAAUUUAGAUGGUCAUCUUCAACAAGAUGAUUCAGAAGUUUUACAUUGGUUUGUUGGUAAUAUUCCUGGUUCUCAAAUCGACAAAGGUGAAACGCUGUGUUCGUAUCUACCACCUUUUCCACCCAAUGGUACAGGAUGGCAUCGAUGUGUUUUUGUUUUAUACAAACAAAACGAAAAAAUUAAUUUUACAGAAAAAUAUCAACAACUACCAGGCGAAAGCGUUAGUCUUGAGAAGAGGACAUUUCGAACAUCUGAAUUUUUCGAUAAAAUGCAUAAUUAUUUAAGACCAAUUGGUUUAUCAUUUUUUCAAUGUCAUUGGGAUUCAAGUGUCAAAGAUGUAUUUCAUCAUGUGCUAAAAAUGAAAGAGCCUCAUUAUGAGUUUGAUUUUGAAGCACGUCAUUUGCCACCACAAGAAUUUUCUGUUGAAUAUAAACCAUUCAAUUGGUAUUUGGAUCAAUAUCGUGAUCGAAAAGAUGUUAACGAAGAAGUGAUUAAACAUUAUUUAGAAGUUACAUGUCCAUUUAAUGGUUAUCCAAAGAUUUCCAAAUAUCUUGUAGCUGUACCAAAUGAAAAAUGGUUCCCAGAUUGGUAUAAAUAUGAACGAGUUCGAUAUCAUAAACGUCAAGGAAAAUGGGCAAUGAUGCCAUUCUAA
Molecule: messenger RNA, 1329 nt
Organism: Didymodactylos carnosus
Lineage: Eukaryota; Metazoa; Rotifera; Eurotatoria; Philodinida; Philodinidae
Source: the annotation of a GenBank genome assembly